Gopherus evgoodei (Goodes thornscrub tortoise) is the source of this 773-nucleotide messenger RNA. It is a transcript of the gene HOATZ, whose product is annotated as chromosome 19 C11orf88 homolog. The record is from RefSeq and is a predicted model, not a curated record. The transcript has 6 exons. Bases 1 to 453 code for a protein of 150 amino acids. Lineage: Eukaryota; Metazoa; Chordata; Testudines; Testudinidae. Gene Ontology annotation, biological process: cilium assembly.
AUGGAGACGGCGCUGGCCUCCUCCGCCUCCCUCACGCCGCCCGGACUGAUGGUCUUCGCCGGCUCCGCCGAGCGCGACGUGGCCUUUGCCAAGGUCUUCUGGGACUCGGUGACCCUGCAGCCCCUGCUGGAGUCCCGCCUGGGCCCCGGGUGGCCGCGGCCUCGCGAGACCCAGAGAAAUAUUGCUUUCCAGAUUCCACCAGGCAGUAACAAGAGUGAACAGAUAAUCCUGGAAGCUCACAAAGCUCAGAAAGCUGAAGAAAAAGAAAAAUAUCUUCAGAAGGCCAAGAGGAGGGAUGAAAUACUUGCUUUACUGUGGAAACAAAGAGAAGAGAGGAUCAGAAAAGAACAGAUAUUUUGUCUGCAUAAACCAAAGACCAAAACACAUCAAGUAAGGACAAAGAUAUCCGAUUCUGACACUGAGGAUCAAGAAACAGUAAAAGCCCUUGAAUAGUUUGGUUAAGGUGACUGACUUGGAGAUUAAAGCCUUUGUCUCUUCACUUCAGAAUGAUAUCCUGGUAACAGGCCUAUUCAGCUUUGGAAUUGAAGCCACAUGCAUUCCUGCUUUCAUUACAUUUCUAGUUCUUCCUGUUGAGACACAGGAUACUCUACCCAAAGGUAUGGAUGCACUUGAUGGAGCAGCUCUUCAAUCCAGCUGUAAAUGUCUUUGUACUUUGGUUAAAAGUCAAAGUAAUAAAUGUUUAAUCCAAAUAAAUGGAUUUUUAACAGCAAAUAUUUUUAUUUACUUUAGAAAUGAAUUAUGGUAUGUCUGUU